Coffea eugenioides is the source of this 1686-nucleotide messenger RNA. Its product is annotated as MLO protein homolog 1-like. Gene Ontology annotation, biological process: defense response. Lineage: Eukaryota; Viridiplantae; Streptophyta; Magnoliopsida; Gentianales; Rubiaceae. The record is from RefSeq and is a predicted model, not a curated record. Gene Ontology annotation, cellular component: membrane. The transcript is spliced from 14 exons. Bases 1 to 1686 code for a protein of 561 amino acids.
AUGGCUGCCGGCGGCGGUGGGGCUGGAGAAAGAUCGUUAGAGGAGACUCCUACGUGGGCUGUUGCUAUUGUGUGCGCUGUGUUCGUGAUCAUUUCUUUCCUCAUGGAACUUGGGAUUCAUUCCCUUGGAAAGUGGUUUCAGAAACGCCAAAACAAAGCCAUGAUCGAAGCUCUGGAAAAAAUUAAAUCAGAGCUGAUGAUACUGGGGUUCAUUUCCCUGCUGCUUACCGUGAGCGCCACCUAUAUUGCAAAGAUAUGUGUUCCAGCCAAACUCGGAGAUAAGUGGCUGCCCUGCCCUGAAGAUUCGUACGAGAAGGGGGAGGAAAAAGGAAGCAGAAAUAUUGAAGAUGACAGCCGUAGGAAACUACUGCUACUUUCCUACGCGGGAGAAAUGGUAUGGCGUCGAGCUCUGGCUGCUGAUGGGGAUGACAAAGAUUACUGCGCUGCUAAAGAGAAGGUAUCGUUGAUAUCAUACAAGGGAGUGCAUCAGCUGCACAUCUUCAUAUUCGUUCUUGCAGUUCUUCAUGUCCUUUACAGUGUCAUCCUCAUGGCCCUCGGUCACGCCAAAAUGAAAAAAUGGAAGGCGUGGGAAUUGGAAACCGCUUCCUUGGAAUAUCAGUUCUCGAGUGAUCCGGCUAGAUUCAGGCUGGCCCAUCAAACAACUUUUGUGAGGCGUCACGGUGGAAUGGCCAGAGCACCGGGAGUGAGAUGGAUCGUGGCAUUCUUGAGGCAAUUUUUUGGUUCGAUAUCCAAGGUGGAUUAUCUGACGAUCCGCAACGGAUUCAUCAACGCGCAUUUUGCUCCAAAUGCCAAAUUUGAUUUCCACAGGUACAUCAAAAGAUCCAUGGAAGAUGACUAUAAGAGGGUCUUGGGAAUAAGUAUCCCAUUGUGGUCCUUUGUACUCUUCUUUCUGCUUUUAAACUUUUCCCGUUGGCAUACAAUAUCCUGGAUAUCCUUGAUCCCGCUUCUCAUCCUCGUUUUGGUGGGGACGAAACUUGAACUGGUUAUAAUGGAGAUGGCACAGCAAAUCCAGGACAAGACUACAGUUGUUAGAGGAGCUCCUGUGGUGGAGCCAACCAAUGACUUUUUCUGGUUCAGUCGCCCCCACUGGAUCCUCUUCUUAAUACACUUUACCUUGUUCGAGAAUGCAUACCAAAUGGCAUACUUCUUGUGGUCAUGGUACGAGUUCGGGAUCGGUUCAUGCAUGCAUGAGAAUUUGGUGAUGAUAUUGCUUCGAGUAUUCCUCGGCCUUGCCCUUCAAGCCCUCUGCAGCUACAUUACAUUCCCUCUGUAUGCCCUGGUAACGCAGAUGGGAUCUCACAUGAAGAAAGCAAUUUUUGAGGAGCAAACUGCCAAGGCUCUGAAGAAAUGGCAUCAGGCGGCUAAGAACAGGAAGAAGCUGCGCAAAGCAGGGGCAGCAACAGAUACUUCUACUAGUAAUGCCAAUUUCACCACCCCAGAUCAAGGUUCUUCACCUCUCCAUCUGCUUCACAACUUCAAAUGCCGCUCUAAUGCUCCAGAAACAGAAAGUUAUCCUCCUUCUCCAACGUCUUAUCAAACUGAUAAUGAGCUUUCAGAUCUUGAAGCUUCCGCCCGCGGACCUACACAUGACGCCGCAUUAGGUAGUGCCACAGAUCAUAGAAAUGUAGACCCCCAUCCUCAAGAUUUUUCAUUUGUUAAGCUCUAG